AAGAUAGUUCAUUCGAUUACAUGAAAUCAACUUUAACUUGAGAAUAUCCGUCAGAAAAAAUCAUAGCAUCUAAUUCGUCUUUAAAAAGACAAACACAUGACAUGAUGACAGUAAAAUUCUCCUGUUAGUGAUUCCAUAGUAAAUUAUGAGGGAAAAACCAGGAAAAAAACCUCAUAAUACUAUCCCGACAUUACUUUUACUUUUUUUGGCUUUGAUAGCCAGCUAUGUCUCAUGUGCGAAUCACACCUUAUACAAAGAUUGCGCAAGAAUACCGUUUUGCAAAAAAUUGAGAACCAUUGAAAAUCCCUCGAAGUUUACAGCCCAAUUAGACAAGUUAAGUCAAACUGGCAAUAUCGUCUCGAUACCCCUGACAAAUUCCGAUAGUCAGGAGCUAGUUCUGCAAAUAUCCUUGCUGGCCCAUGAAACAGCAAGGAUAAAAAUUGCCGAAAAGAAUAGUAAACGGUAUCAACUGGCUGAUGUUUUGGCGGAAGAGCCACAAACUUUAGAGAUAUCAGCAAAAACAUCAGAGAAAGAAGUCACUAUAGCACCAAAAAACGCAUCAUAUUCGUACAAAGUAGUAGUAACUGCAGGAACUCCUUUCAACGUGGAAUUCUAUUAUGAUGACAACAACAAAGAGGUUGCACUAAACGGGGAACAACUGGUGUUUGAUAAAGAAGACAAUUCCUUCGCAUUUGCAACGGAAUUUAUCGAUGCGAAGAGACUCUAUGGUUUACAUCACCAUCCAAUCAAGCUGGAACUUCCAUCAACGAGAGAUACAGACGGAAAGGUACUGAUGGACCCCUAUAGGAAUAGAAAUUCCGAUAACGAUCAUUAUGAAGUUGGUUCGCCAAUGGCAGUGUAUGGAACUGUUCCUGUUAUUUAUGGACAUUCUGAGAAACAAACGUCUGGUAUCUUUUUGCACAACGCUGCUGAACAAUGGGUGGACAUUUGGUACGAUGAAGAUUCUACAUCAGGCUGGAGUUACUUUAUGGUAGAAAGCGGUACCUUAGAUCUGUUCGUUUUGCUCGGAAAUCAACCCAAAAACGUCGUCAGACAGUUUACGAAACUCACAGGAGUGGCCCAUAUGCCUCAACUGUGGACCCUGGGCUACCACCAAUGCAGAUGGUCCUACAAAACCCAAGAAGACACUAAAUCUGUAGUAGCCCAGAUGGACGCCAACAAUUUCCCGAUGGACGCCAUUUGGUUGGAUAUCGAUUAUACCGACGGCAAAAGAUACUUUACGUGGGAUCCAGAGACCUAUUCUGACCCAGAAGAAUUGCAGAGGAAUUUGUCCAGUACUAACAGAAAACUAGUGGUUAUUUUGGACCCUCACAUUAAAGUUGAUGAGGAUUAUCCAGUGUAUUCUGGAGCGAAAGGAAAGUACUUCGUUAAAUCGCCCAAUGGAGAAGAUUUUAAAGGGGAUUGUUGGCCCGGUUUGUCCAGCUACCUUGAUUUCCUAAACCCAGAAGCUCGAGACUACUACGCCAGCUGGUACAGCUAUGAUAAAUUUAAAAAAUCAACUCCCGUGCUUGCUGGUGUAUGGAACGAUAUGAAUGAACCGUCAGUAUUUGACAACGAACUGGAAAAAACCUUGCCUUUUGAUGUCUUGCACCAUGGAAAUGUUGCUCAUAGAGAUAUUCACAAUAUUUAUGGUUUUCUCCAGACCAUGGCUACUCACCAAGGACUGAUGCAGAGGGACAACUUUACUAAACGUCCAUUUAUCUUGACCAGAUCCCACUUCGCUGGAAGUCAAAGAUAUACAGCAAUGUGGACUGGAGACAAUACAGCCGACUGGCCUUUCCUGCAAGUCAGCUAUUCCGAAUGCAUCUUAUCUAAUAUCAUGGGCUUGGUAUUUUGCGGCGCUGACAUUGGUGGAUUUUUCAACAAUCCUGAGACGGAGCUGGUCCAAAGAUGGUAUCAGGCAGGUGUGUGGCUGCCUUUCUACAGAGGUCAUGCAGAAAAUACGACAGACAGAAGAGAACCUUACGUAUACUCUGCCGAAGUUCAGGAUGUUAUAAGAAAUGCCCUUCGACUGAGGUACAAGCAUAUACCGGUGUGGUACACCCUGUUUUACGAGCACACCAGAACAGGAGAUCCAGUGGUGAGACCCAUUUUCUACGAUUAUCCCGGCUUCGUCGACCAAGACUAUCAUAUAUUACUGGGUUCCAAUAUAUUGGCAAGGCCUGUGAUGGAGAAAGGAGCAAGAUCGGUGACUGUAAACUUCCCAGGCUCGGAAGAUAAUCAGUGGUACCGAGUAGAUGAUGGUUCUUUUAAAAUCUACAGUGGACAAUCUUCAGCGAUCUUACCCGUAACUAUUUCAACAUCUCCAUAUUUCUAUAAAGCGGGAAGCAUUAUUACCAGGAGGGACGAAGAACGUUCAUCAACGGCUGAAAUGCAAAAUGAUCCUUUCGUUUUGUAUGUCAACGUCGACAAGGACAAUAUAGCCAGCGGUAAUCUUUAUGUCGACGACUAUACCAGUUUUGAAUACCAAAAUAAUCAGAGAUACUUCUAUGUAAACCUGGCAUAUCAAUCAAACGUAAUUGAUAUUAGUAAAAUCGAUGGCAAUUCUAGCGGUAUGACAAUCUCAUUUGGUCAAAUUAUUGUCCAUCAACAAUCAGAUAAAGAUGAGAAGAGAUACACCCGUACGGUCUACACACAUUUAGCCGAUGGUACUCCAUUGAAGACUAUGAACAUAGUGGAAAAGUUGAACGGAAAUAAAAUGGUUUCUUUGAAAUUAUAAAAUUAUGAUAUUUGUGUGAUAAAUAAAUUGAAUUAUAAGAUAUUAUUUUAAUAAAUGUUUAAUUUU
Molecule: messenger RNA, 2806 nt
Organism: Diabrotica balteata
Lineage: Eukaryota; Metazoa; Arthropoda; Insecta; Coleoptera; Chrysomelidae
Source: the annotation of a GenBank genome assembly